UGGAAAAAUUGUACUUUAAUGCUUCUUGGGUUCAUUUCUGACUCUGCAUAGUGACCAUGCAUUCUGUACUUGUUGAUUAGACCCAGAACUGAGCAUUCUCAGACAGACAAUCUAUCUCCCUCUCAAGGUGACCGAUUGUUCAUGGCCUGAGUCUGCCUUUUAACCCUGGGCUCAGGCUCCUUUCUGUCUGAUGCCUCACCAGACCCAAGGCUGUAGCCUUGUUUAUUCCCUGUGUAAUAUGAACAUCUUCACCCACAGUGUGAUAAGGAGAUUCCACCAGGUCCAGGGAAAAAGGUUAAAAGGCAGAAGCAACUUGAGGAUCGUGGGCUCUUUGCAUCACACCUUCGUGGUGUGUGCACUGAUCUCCCCAGCUGGUUUUCUUUUCUUUUUGAUUUGCUUUCCCCAUUAUUUUUAUUUUCUUUAUUAUUUCAAUAAAUCGCACAAAAAGGACAACUCUCUCUCAUCUACUUCUUUAUGGAAAAUUUCCACCACAGAAAUUGGCGUCUACGAACAGGAUCCGCUGCAGGUCGUCUGGACGGUGUGACCAGGGACGGCGGUCCUGAGGACUAGGGUCGCUCAGCCUCCAAACCUCUACAGCUGUUCUGAGUGGGAGGACUGCUCACCCGUCUGGAUCGCCUCUGACGAGAUCCAACGAACUCAAAAAUCCAACGAACACAAAAUCCAACCUCUACUCGGCCCGGUGAGAGAGAUUCCGUUUUGUUGCGACUUGUUGAAGAAAAAAAAAAAAAAAAAACAGAUCGGGUUUGAAAUUGGUUUCAGUUAUUCGGGGUUUACUUGGUUCUGAUCAUUUGGUUUAGGGAAAGUAAGGCAAAUAACAAUUAAUUCUAAAACAUCUGCAACUAGACUAAAACAAACAACGACAAAAGAAAAAUAUAAUUAGGACUAGAGAUAAUAAUAUUUCUAAAACGACUAUUUGGCUGAAAACAUCCAAAAAUAUUAUAUAUAUUUUUUUUUAUUUUAAAUUUAAUAUUCGGGUAAAAUUAAUUAGGUCAAAGUCUGCCCUGGUGGUCGAGACGGUGGUUGCUAAGGGUUGGCUCGUGGGACCGAGCUUGUUUUGUCUGUAUUGAGGAUACAGACCAGUGUGCAGAUCUGAGCGCAGUCCAAAGGGUGUGGACAAGGAAAUAAAAGACGGCUUCUGAAAUAUGGAGCGCGUUUGCAGGGGGAAGUGGUUUUGAGAUACGAGGGACCCGGGUCUUAGAGGGGCCUGACGGUGAGGGACCACUUCCGAGAACCCUGUCGCUGAUCUGAGCGGUUCCCUUUCUACGGAGACGUCCGUGGAAGAGAAAUUUCGAAAAAAGGUUCCGGCCGGAACACAUAAAAAUCUAAGGCAGGAAACCGCCGGGACUCUGAAAGAUGGGUUCGGGGCAAUCUAAGUCUCCACCACCAGACUGCAGCAUUACAAAAUUAACGAGACGUAAAUAUGGUGAUGAGUGCGUGUCAUGUCUUCACGACUGGACAAAACAUUAUGGGUUUCAAGAAGGUGGAUCACUCAGUGUGAAGGACAUACGCGCUUUAAAAGAAAAAUUAGAAGAGAAGGAGAAACAGCUCCGUAAAAGUAGAACGAUCAAAGUUAAAACCUUAGAAGAAAUUGAAUUAAACAACAGAUGCCUUGAGUUUUGGGUUCAAGAAUCAGAACGCAGGGAAAGAGAGAAAUGCCAAAAGAAGGGAGAAAGGACAAAAGUGGUGACGUAGCUGGCAGAAAAGAUAACAACUCUGUGGAGGCUCACACACCGCCACUAUACACACACCACACACAUAUCAUGUCAAGAGCAAAUGCUCCCAUUCUUUCUGCUCUCUAUUCUAAUGCAGAACUGAGCGCGAUGAGGGUAAAUCCGGAUCUGGACUCCUUUCCCACCAUCAGCAGAAGAACCGAAGGAGAAGAAGCGCCAACCAACAACCAGAACAGGGUGGAAGCUCUGACACCACAGCAGCUGGAGGACACAGACCACAGCAUGGACGCCUCAGCGACUCCCACAACGUCUGCAGCCAUCACGUUCUGGGCUCAUCAGAUGAACCAGCUACUACAAGCGUGUGUGUCUGACAGACACCUGCUUAUGACAAUCAGCAAAGGAAAACAAGGACAGAGCAACAGCAGAGAAGACGUGCUCUGACACAGACACUGGUUGAAACAACAGGAGAGGCUUCAGACGUGAUCGGCCCAAAAGAGCUGCAUCUGAGGAUGCAGGAAAGGUCUGUCAUCGAGGAACAACUGUCCCAUCGAAAGGCUUCACCCACUGGCGCUCACAUCAGACUGAUGGUUGGGGAAGGAGGAAGGUGACGGUUCCUUUUCACGUGACGUACAAGACGGUACCGCAAAAACACACACACAUUCAUACACGCAAUGAAGAAACACGCUUACAGCUGAUACACGCUCAAAUUCAUGUUCAUGCUUAUCUGCUCGCAAUGAAGAAUCGCUUUUUGCUCAAAGGAAUCCCACAGAGUGAUUUUAAAAUGAUGACAAACAGCUAAAUGACAACUGCUGCAUGACUUUACAGUCUGAUGGGUUUAAACUAUUUUAAUUUGCAACAAAUUCAGUAAUAAAAUCCUUCAUGUUUCUAAAAAAGAUUUGUGCACAAUAUAGGUUUGUCUGGCCAGACUGUAGGAAAAAAAAACAAAACCAGACUAUAGGAAGACUGAAACUGACUGAAACAGACUAUAAAUGACUAUUAAAGGGAAGACGACUAUUAGAGAGAAGUAAUAAUAAUUACUGUACAUACCAGACAAUAAAAGAAAAACUUACUGUGCCUCUGUCUUGCACGACAUCAGACGGCAAGACACUCAUUUUUGCUUUCAAACUUAUGCCCAGUAAAUUUAUUAGGAAGAGAUCUCAUGUGUAGUUUAGGUAUUUCACUGAUUUCCACUCCGGAGGGAGUGCAGGUCACAACCACGGACAAUGUGAAUAAUUAUUCCUUUGUUUGUGCUAAUUUCAGCUCAGAGCCGCUGCUCUACUCUUAUCAGUGGCUGCUGAAGGGAGGGGCUGUAACUGAGGCCCUCAUACAGGCUGCUCGACAGCUUGUUUCCUCACAGAAUACGACCUUUAGAGACGCAUCUGACCUGUCUUGUACAGCACAUGUGUCCACUGGUCCUGAUGAGGAGUUUGAAAAAUCAUGGUUACACACACAUGCGGACAAACUGACCUCAACCUCUCUAUUCUGGGAUGAACAUAGGUCUGCGCUUGCGAUUUCUCUCACUAACGAACAAGAGAGAUUUGUUGAUGCUUAUUCUGCAGAUCCACAUGUCCUUCUGUCAAAACAUGACGGAGACAGAUGGCAGGACUUGGGUCCUUUCGUGGACAGAUGUCAACGGGAAGGAGACUGGCAAACGACUUCCGACCCGAAUGUGAUGUAUUCACCUACUUUGCAUGCUUACAAAAAACUUUUUCAGUCUAUCUUUCAUGCGCAGUGCACAGUGCACUUGGUACCACAACAUUACACACACACUCCACACCACGUGUUUUUGUCAGAGGACGCUCUGACGCAGUAUCCAGCCUUACAGGAAGUUCCGGCUUCCCUGUGGGCCACACACAAAUAUGAUGUAGGUUUGAUCAAAGGAUGUGACCCAGUGGUCAUCACGCCAAAAUCUGACUACAGACCAUGCAAACAGCAAUACCCUUUAAAGAGAGAAGCAAUUGAAGGAAUAACACCGGUGUUUAACUCUCUUUUGAAAGCAGGAGUCGUUGUCCCAUGUGACAACUCUCCAGUGAGGACUCCACUCUUCCCAGUUAAGAAAAUCAGAGACAAAGGACAGCCAACAGAAUGGAGGUUUGUCCAGGAUCUGCAAGCAGUAAAUGCGGCGGUCCAACCACGCGCGCCUACGCGUGCCCAUCCACAAAGACAGUCAAUUCUGGUUUGCUUUUGAAUUCAACGGAAAGUCAUACACUUUUACCAGACUGUGCCAGGGGUAUUCAGAAAGCCCUACCAUCUACAAUAUGGCACUAAAAGACAGCCUGGAUGAUCUUGUCUUGUCCCCAGGCACCGCCCUGCUGCAGUACGUUGACGACUUGAUGAUCUGCACUGAGGAUCAGGAAACUUGCAAAGCAGAUACGAUCAAGCUGCUGAAACACCUGCAUGGUGCUGGACACAAAGCAAGUCUGUCUAAAUUACAGUUUGUUCAGACUGAAGUUACCUUCUUAGGUCACAUCAUCACCGCUGAAGGGAAAUCCAUUUCACCUAAAAGAGCUGAAGCUAUUCAGAACCUGCCUAAACCGUGCACAUACAAACAGCUUAUGUCCUUUUUAGGCAUGUGCUCUUAUUGCAGGAAUUUCAUUCCUAACUGCGCCGUCUUGGAGGCUCCGCUUAGAGCUCUGAUGCAGACGUCUUCUGCAUCCACCACCCGCCUCACGUGGACAUCUGAGGCUGAACAGGCGUUCACCGACCUCAAACUAGCUCUUCAGUCGGCUCCUACUUUGGGUCUGCCUGACCCUACGCGACCUUUCACCCAAACAGUGGAUGAGAAAUCAGGUUGUAUGACCUCUGUCCUUCUACAGGAUCACGGAGGGCGUCCACGCCCUGUAGCCUAUUUCUCUGCUAAGCUUGACCCAGUCGCUGCGGGGCUCCCACGAUGCCUCCGAGCAGUGGCUGCGGCAGAGAAAGCCGUGCUGGCAUCACGUGACAUUGUUGGCUAUUCUGAUGUCACCCUGCUGGUUCCUCAUGCCGUGUCUUUGAUCCUUUUGGAACAAAAAACAUCGCAUCUUUCUACAGCCCGAUGGCUUAGAUACAACACCAUCCUACUGGAAAUGCCAAACAUCACUGUCAAAAGGUGCAAUGUGCUUAACCCAGCCACUUUGUUUCCAGGCCCUGACGAUGGCGAGCCUCACAACUGUGUUUCGGUCUUGAACCAGGUUUGCACUCCGCGCCCAGAUCUAUCGGAGGUGCCAAUUCCUAACUGUGACCUCGUUCUCUUUGUUGAUGGCUCCGCCUCUAGAGACCCUGCUUCGGGCCACUGUCAGGUUGGAUAUGCAGUCUGCACCUCUCAUACUGUUUUACAGUCUGGCCCUUUGCCAGGACAUUACUCUGCUCAGGCUGCGGAGUUGAUUGCACUGACCGAAGCCUGUAAAUUGGCUGAAGGGAAGUCUCCUACUAUCUACACAGACUCCAGAUACGCUUUUGGCGUCACACAUGACUUUGGUGCUCUGUGGAAACACAGAAAGUUUUUGAAAUCUGAUGGCAAACCUAUCUUGCAUCAUGAUAAGGUUGCUGAUCUGCUCGACGCAAUUCUGUUACCAGCUGCAAUUGCUGUAUGUAAGUGCCCUGCACACACUGGGGGCACUGAUCCCAUCUCUGCUGGAAACGCACGCGCUGAUGCUGCUGCGAAGGCAGCUGCCCGACUUCCCCUUCCCUUUGCUCCCUGCCUCUUAUCCUCCACCUCUACCCGACCUCCCUCUCCUCCCUCUGCUCUCCCGGAUCUUCAGACAUUCUCUACCCCACAGGAACGCAAGCUCUGGCUGACGAAUGGCGCCACCAGUAGCCAUGGCGUUUGGUAUGGGCCCGACGGCAAACCUUGCCUACCUAAACACUUUUUCCCUCAUUUCGCGAAGUUGACACAUGGACUAGACCAUGUAUCAAAGGGGGGAAUGUUAGAUGCUCUUACAAAACAUUGGUACACUAAGGGAUUUUCAAUCUAUGCACAAAAAUACUGUGAAGCAUGUAUGACAUGCGCCCGGCUGUGAAGAUCGCAGAAAGAGCGACUUGGAUCCACUCCAGCCACUGCAGGAAGGUCCCGGAUCCGACAGACGACCCUCCAUCUCCAUCUACACCACACGAGAAAACCACCACUGUCGAAAAGAAUUGAGAAGGACGACCCUCGCUGUGCUCACACACGCACUGAGGCGAGGCUGCGUUGACCGUUCAGCUAAAGGUGUGAGCCAAGCGCCGCCUGAAGCUGCGCCGAUGAAUCACACUAUCAGACCAUACAUCUACACACACGCUCCUGGGAAAACACACACACGAGCAGCCUUGAGUUGCCGACGCUGGACGACGUGUAGACUCUUCACAUCACGGGAGUGACAGUGACUCAGACGACAUUGGAAGGAAACCUGGAGGUGAUAACGAAUCCCAGGUGUCUCUGUGAUCAGCUGAUCACAACCUGAAGAACCCCAACGAACUGUCAAGGUGUCAACAAACAGGUUGGAAACAAUCUAACGCUACUGUUCAACAGGAAGAAGAAGACAUUGAUUGUGACCCUGUUGUUUUUGAUAUGUUACUCUAAUAUUUGCUCUAAAUUAUGUGAUUGAUUUACAUGUAUACCUCUCUGUGAUUUUCAUCCAAUAUUCUUAAACAAAGCAUUUUAUGCUCCCACUUGAUUCACACUUUCACACAAAUUUUUAUCUUCCACUGACACAAUGCACUACAUUCAGGAAUCCGGACACCGAUUCACUCAUUGAUUCUGAUGCUGACUCUGUAGAGGAUGAUGUUGACAACGAGGACCACAAAGAUGACUCCGAUGAUGAUGGUAGUGACACAGAGACUGACGCCACAAUAGUUUAAAUCAACAUAUAACCCUCUUCCUAUUUUUGCUUGACUGAACGUGAUCUGAUUGAUUAUAGGCUUAUGUCCCUGUCUUUCCAAAGCUCAUACACAAGGGUUAUUCUAGUAUAACUACCCACAAAAACAGCUCACAAUCUUUUAUCCCUACGCCAUUUACAUUUUUAUAAGCAAUACAUUUAAUUCAUUUUUAAAGAAUGCUUUAUUACUAUAGAAUGAAUGCCACGAUUGACAAUUUUUACUGUUUUAAUGUUUGAUUAAUGUGUAAUCAAAAGGGGGGAAAUGUAAUGGAAAAAUUGUACUUUAAUGCUUCUUGGGUUCAUUUCUGACUCUGCAUAGUGACCAUGCAUUCUGUACUUGUUGAUUAGACCCAGAACUGAGCAUUCUCAGACAGACAAUCUAUCUCCCUCUCAAGGUGACCGAUUGUUCAUGGCCUGAGUCUGCCUUUUAACCCUGGGCUCAGGCUCCUUUCUGUCUGAUGCCUCACCAGACCCAAGGCUGUAGCCUUGUUUAUUCCCUGUGUAAUAUGAACAUCUUCACCCACAGUGUGAUAAGGAGAUUCCACCAGGUCCAGGGAAAAAGGUUAAAAGGCAGAAGCAACUUGAGGAUCGUGGGCUCUUUGCAUCACACCUUCGUGGUGUGUGCACUGAUCUCCCCAGCUGGUUUUCUUUUCUUUUUGAUUUGCUUUCCCCAUUAUUUUUAUUUUCUUUAUUAUUUCAAUAAAUCGCACAAAAAGGACAA
Molecule: messenger RNA, 7244 nt
Organism: Betta splendens (Siamese fighting fish)
Lineage: Eukaryota; Metazoa; Chordata; Actinopteri; Anabantiformes; Osphronemidae
Exons: 2
Coding region: 3809-5689 (626 amino acids)
Molecular function (GO): RNA-DNA hybrid ribonuclease activity; nucleic acid binding
Source: RefSeq, a predicted model, not a curated record